CCCCCCCUCUCUCUCUCACAUAUUGAGAGAUUAAUUCCCUUCUUGUUCAGAGAGGCAGCGUAUUCAGCCAUGACUUUGUAGCUGUUCUCUGGGGAAGUGAUCCAGAAUCCACUGGAAGACAUCAUGACGUUUUCUCUUCAGGAUAGAAUCUGUAUUUUAGUACCUUGGGCACUGAUGAUGAUGAUGAUGAUCUACGUCAAGGCCCAGCCUGAGUUCUUCGUCCCGCCCGGAAGUAUGACCUGGAACGAGGCCCGGAACCACUGCCAGGUCUGUUACAAGGAGCUGGUGACUCUGACCCCCAGCAGCAUCCAGGUCAUUGCCCAGAAACUAACCUCUGUCUACUGGAUCGGCCUCCGCAAACACCCCCAACCCCCCUGUCCCCUCAGUAUGCCGUGGAGCCGCUGGGCAAACGGGGACUUCCUCACCUACCAGAACUGGUACCCUGGUUGGCCUGUGUUGAAAUCCCCCGGCGGCGUCCCAGGCACUGAAGACUUGUGUGUGGCCACGCUCCGUUUUGGGGCUUGGGUUGAAAAGAACUGCUCCGAGCUUCUGCCUUAUAUUUGUUACGAUGAGCGUUUCUCUGGCCAAGUCAGCAUUACUGCCGUGACCACCAGUAGCGCCAAUUUCACUUGGCAGCCCAUGGCUGGUGCCAUCGACCAUUACCACGUCGAGGUCAGAGGAGGCAUCAACCUGAAGGCAAUCAGCACCAAUCUGACGCCAAUCGCCACCAAUCUGACGGCAGACAGCACCAAUCUGACGGCAAUCGGAACCAAUCUGGCGGCAAUCAGCACCAAUCUGGCGGCAAUCGGCACCAAUAUGACGGCAAUCAGCGCCCACUCUACGCCAAUCGGCACCUAUCCGACAGUGAUCGGCAUCAAUCCGACGACCAUCGGCAUCAAUCCGACGACAAUAGGCACCAAUCCGUCAUCAGUCGGCAGCCAUCUGACGGCAAUUGGCACUGAUCUCGUGGCAAUCGCCACCGAUCUGGAUGCAAUCGCUAACGAUCUGACGCCAACAGGCACCGAUCCGAUUUCAACCGGCACCGAUCCGACGGCAACAGGCACCGAUCCGACGCCAACAGGCACCGAUCCGACGCCAACAGGCACCGAUCCGACGGCAACAGGCACCGAUCCGACGGCAACAGGCACCGAUCCGACAGAAACCGAUCUGACGACAAUCGGCACCAAUCCGACGAAAGUCUGCAUCAAUAUGACGGCAAUCGGCACCAAUCUGACGGCAAUCGGCACCAAUCUCACGGCAAUCGGCACCAAUCUGAUGGCAAUCAGCACUAACCUAACAGCAGUCGGCACAAAUCUGACGGCAAUGGGCGCCAAUCUGUUGGCAUUCGGCACCAAUCUGAAGGCAAUCGGUACCAAUCUGACGCCAAACGGCACCAAUCCGAUGGCAAUCGGCCCCAAUCUGACCCAUGACCUUUCCAACCUGACAGGGGGCACCCGCUACUCCAUCCAGGUGUUCCCUGUUAAAUGUGGGCGGACCCUGAAACCACAGGCCGCCACCUUCUACACCAUACCCAACGAAGUCCAAAACCUCAAUGUGACCAAGGUGACGGAAACCUCAGUGUUUCUGAGCUGGAACAAACCAUCUGGACACGCGGAUCUCUACCGAGUCAAGGUCAACGGUUCUGAAGGUUCCCAAACCACCAAUCUGAUGAGGUCAGAGGUCAGAGGUUUGAAGCCUGGAAUCAAUCACACGUUCAUCGUCUUCUCAGGACUCUAUAACGAUUCCCUCUGGAGUGAAGCCUCACACAUCUCGGCAUAUACAAAGCCUCUGAGAGUGUCCAACCUGAGAGUGUCGGGAAAUACCCCAGACUCUCUGCUGCUCAGCUGGACGCCGCCUGAGGGCGACAUCACAGGCUUCCGGGUGCAGGCCGUGAAUGACAGUAACGACACACUGUGCGAGGAGACAGUGGAGGACGGGUGGAAUCGUACUCGACCGGAGGUGAAAGUGACGGAGCUGCCGAUCGGCACCAGGAUAACCCUGAGUGUGGUAGCCAUCGCCUCUGGCACCUUGGAGUCAGACAAGGCGACCAUCGUCAACUACACCGCCCCUGCGCCGAUUUCACACCUGGAGUUGGACACGAAGGAUAGCUCCCUGAUGGCCACCUGGACACAGCCUAACGGUAGCUACUCGUCCUUUGAAGUCACGCUGCGGCUGGACGGUGAGGACGUGGAGCCGACAGCACACGUGACCGAGCCUGAGAAGCAAUAUGAGGAGCUGAAGAGUGGAGCCAAUUACACGGUGAUCGUCCGCACUGUGAGUGGACAUCUCCGAAGUCCGCCACUGGGAAAAUCCAAAUUCACCCUGCCGCGCCCGCCCACUGAUGUCGAGGUCGUUUUCACCGGCAAGGACCGACUGGCCUUCAAGUGGAAGUCCCCUGACAGCACAAAGACAACCAAUUACCUUGUGAACAUCAGUUCAAGCUUCUGGAACUACAACAAGUCGGAGACACUGGUCGGCAAAACCGAACACACGUUUGAGAACCUGAGAUCAGGGACCAGGUUCUUGUUUCAAGUGCAAACCGUGACAGACACAGAGAGAAGUUCCCCAGCGAAUAUUUCCCACUGCACAGAGGCCGACGAGAGAGAAAUCAGCCUGUCCAUGUUGUGCUCCUCCGCGGAACCUCUCCUCUGUGCAGAGAACUCCACCAAGGAGAGUGUGUUCAGUCAGCUGGAGGCCCAUUUUGAAAUUCUCCUGGGGGACCAUGUUUUCUGGAAACUCGAGAAGCAAGAAAGUGAAAACACAAUUGCUUAAUUUUCAGUGAUAUUUAAGAUUAGUUUUACUUCUUGUUUUUUUCAUCAACGAGUUAUUUAUGUUUUACUGUUUUUGAAAAUUUGAAUAUUGUGUGUGUGUGCGUGUGGGUGCGUGUGGGUGUGUUUGUCUUUCAGUGAUUACAUUCAGAAUUUCAACCAUCAACAAAUAUAAAAAAUCAAUAAACAUAAUACCGUUAAUGUUGUUCUGCGUGUAUUGAAAACAUUUCCAAUACAAUAAAAGAUACUUGCGUUUAAGACAAAAUGUAAA
Pleuronectes platessa (European plaice) is the source of this 3039-nucleotide messenger RNA. RefSeq names its product receptor-type tyrosine-protein phosphatase H. Lineage: Eukaryota; Metazoa; Chordata; Actinopteri; Pleuronectiformes; Pleuronectidae. The record is from RefSeq and is a predicted model, not a curated record. Gene Ontology annotation, molecular function: protein binding. The transcript has 12 exons. The coding region runs from base 124 to 2772 and encodes 882 amino acids.